Messenger RNA from Closterium sp. Naga37s-1, 576 nucleotides. The record is from the annotation of a GenBank genome assembly. NCBI's taxonomy places the organism in Eukaryota, Viridiplantae, Streptophyta, Zygnematophyceae, Desmidiales, Closteriaceae.
ACGCCUCAAUGACAACAACUUCUCUGGUGUGCUUCCAGCGUCUUUAAGUGCACUCACUGGCCUCCAAAACCUGUAUGUUGACAACAACCAUUUUACUGGAACCUUCCCAGAUUUCCUUCUGCACCAGAAGAGCCUUCAAUACCUGAGCUUGGGCAACAACAACUUCACAGGGACUAUCCCCUGCGAAUUGACCAACCUUGUCAACCUGUUCUCCAUAAACCUCAAUGACAACAAUUUCCACGGAACUUUCCCACCUGGCCUGCUUCAGUUACCCAGUUUGUAUUCACUAGAAGUAGCUAACAACUUCUUUUCUGGGCAACUCCCAAGGACUCUCAAUGUCGCUCCUUCUCUUAACUCGCUUGACCUGGGAGGGAAUGGCUUCACGGGCUCCUUACCAGACUUCUCACGCUGGAAUGUCAGCUGUGUAGAGAUAAAUCUCAGCGGCAACAACUUCACAGGGUUGAUUCCCGACUCCAUCUCCACCCUCACCACCCUCGAGGGCAUUUUUAUCAACAACAACCAGCUAACGGGCACCAUCCCCUCUGCCAUCUUCACCAUGACAAAUCCGAAAUACCU